Messenger RNA from Histoplasma mississippiense, 729 nucleotides. Its product is annotated as ribosome biogenesis protein Nhp2. Gene Ontology annotation, biological process: rRNA pseudouridine synthesis; ribosome biogenesis; snRNA pseudouridine synthesis. Gene Ontology annotation, cellular component: nucleolus; box H/ACA snoRNP complex. Gene Ontology annotation, molecular function: box H/ACA snoRNA binding. Bases 1 to 729 code for a protein of 242 amino acids. The transcript has 2 exons. Lineage: Eukaryota; Fungi; Ascomycota; Eurotiomycetes; Onygenales; Ajellomycetaceae. The record is from RefSeq and is a predicted model, not a curated record.
AUGGCCAAGGACAAGUCCGAUAGAGAGAGAAAGAAGGAGAAGAAGGAGAAGGAGAAGAAACGCUCCGAGACCGAUGGUGUGCACAAGAAAUCUAAGAAAGAUAAAAAGAAGGAUACAAGUUUGCUUGCUGAAGCCGUGGAGAAUGAAUUGACCACAAAGGUCCUAGAGCAUCUGGAAAAACCCGAUGCCGAGCCAGCUCCUACCGUUACCACCGCUGAGACCACUUCGAAGAAACCUGCUCCGGAGCGAAUUGUUGGCUCUCUCGUUCCGUUUGCAAAUCCCCUAGCCCAAGAUAAGGUUGCAAAGAAGGUGCUCAAGAGUGUUAAGAAGGCUGCUGUAAAUAAGUCUCUCAAACGUGGCGUGAAAGAAGUCGUCAAAGCGCUCCGGAAAUCACCAGUACCUGCAGCAAACGCCGUAAUCGACACCCCAACCGCUGUCGUCGUCCUCGCAGCGGAUAUCUCACCCAUGGACGUCAUCUCACAUAUUCCUGUUCUGUGUGAAGACCACGGAAUCCCUUACGUUUAUGUCACAUCAAGAGCUGAGUUAGGAAGUGCCGGCGCCACCAAACGACCUACAAGUGUUGUCAUGGUGUUGCCACGAUCAAGCGCAAAGGGCAAGAAAGACAAGGACAAGAAGGAUAAGAAGGAUGGCGGAGACGGGGAGGAUAGAGAAUACUAUACGGAACUUGUCAAGGUUGCGCAAAAGGAAUCGAAAAGGGUAAAAGUUUAG